This is a messenger RNA of Arabidopsis thaliana (thale cress), 2171 nucleotides long. Its product is annotated as O-Glycosyl hydrolases family 17 protein. Lineage: Eukaryota; Viridiplantae; Streptophyta; Magnoliopsida; Brassicales; Brassicaceae. Gene Ontology annotation, biological process: carbohydrate metabolic process. Gene Ontology annotation, molecular function: hydrolase activity, hydrolyzing O-glycosyl compounds; glucan endo-1,3-beta-D-glucosidase activity. The record is from RefSeq and is marked reviewed. The coding region runs from base 514 to 1968 and encodes 484 amino acids. Gene Ontology annotation, cellular component: plasma membrane; membrane. The transcript is spliced from 2 exons.
AACAUUAACGUUUCUCUUUUAGUCCCUUUUUUUUUGUUAAUCGUUUUCAUAAUAUUCUGCUAAUUAAAUUUCGAUUGGGGGUACCAAUCAAAAAGCAAACACCGCCUUUCAGGUCACUGGGACAGACAAUAAAAAAACCUUUUUCGUUUAUGUUCCAUGUCUGAAAUUAAAACAUUUUCAAGUCUCGUGUAUUUCAGAUUCUCCAUCUUAGUUCUUGUAACCUCUCCCUCUUCUUCUCCAAAUUCCACCUGAGAGAAGAGAACUUAUUCCACCCAAAAAGCAAUAAUAUAUAGUACCGUACUUUGAUUUUUUCGAUAAUCUGUUGAUUGAAGUUAAGCCAAAACUCAGCUCUGUUCUUAUUCUUCUUCAAACCCAAGUUUCCCACUUCACUGAUUCUUUCAUCUUAGCUCGUUUUAACCACAAAGUUCAGUUCUUUUUUGGUGUGUUUCUUUUUCGUUAUUGGCUUUUGCCUUUUUUGGGUAUAGGGUGUUUACGAUUUAUCUCUCGGUUCCGAUGUUGUUCAAAGGUGUUUUUGCUGUCUUUUUCGUAAUCACUUUGUUGUACGCAAGUUUGUUAAUUGAAGUUGAAGGGAUUGGUGUGAACUGGGGCUCACAGGCGAGGCAUCCCCUACCUCCGGCUACGGUGGUGAGGCUUCUCCGAGAAAACGGUAUCCAAAAGGUGAAACUUUUCGAGGCCGACUCUGCGAUUCUCAAAGCUUUAAGUCGGACAGGGAUUCAAGUUAUGGUCGGAAUCCCUAACGACUUGCUUGCUCCUUUAGCCGGUAGCGUUGCAGCCGCUGAGAGAUGGGUCUCUCAGAAUGUAUCUGCUCAUGUCUCCUCUAAUGGCGUCGAUAUCAGGUAUGUGGCAGUUGGGAAUGAGCCUUUUCUAAAAGCAUUCAAUGGAACAUUUGAGGGUAUAACUCUACCUGCUCUUCAGAAUAUACAAUCAGCUAUCAUCAAAGCUGGUUUAGCGACUCAGGUGAAAGUCACAGUGCCUCUUAACGCAGAUGUGUACCAAAGUGCGUCUAAUCUCCCUUCGGAUGGAGAUUUCAGGCCUGAAAUCCGUGAUCUCAUGUUGAACAUUGUUAAGUUUCUGAGUGAUAACGGAGCACCAUUCACUAUCAACAUUUACCCUUUCAUCAGUCUCUACAACGACCCGAAUUUCCCUGUGGAGUUUGCUUUCUUUGAUGGAACUGGUACUCCGAUAAACGACAAUGGAAGAAUCUACGACAAUGUUCUUGAUGCAAACUACGAUACACUUGUGUGGUCGUUGCAGAAGAAUGGGUUUGGGAAUUUGACUAUUAUUGUUGGGGAAGUUGGGUGGCCAACAGAUGGAGAUAAGAACGCAAACUUGAUGUAUGCCAGGCGGUAUAAUCAAGGUUUUAUGAACCGUCAAAAGGCUAAUAAAGGAACACCUAUGAGACCUGGGGCAAUGGAUGCUUACUUGUUUGGUCUUAUCGAUGAAGAUGCCAAAAGCAUUCAGCCUGGAAACUUUGAAAGACACUGGGGGAUAUUUUAUAUUGAUGGACAGCCUAAGUAUCAGCUCAGUCUUGGCAGUGGUAACGGGCUGAUCCCUGCAAAGGAUGUUCAUUAUUUGGCUAAGAAAUGGUGUAUUCUUGCGCCAAAUGCUAAUCUUCAGGAUCCUCAGUUGGGACCAAGCGUGAGCUACGCUUGUGAUCAUGCUGAUUGCACCAGUCUUGGUUAUGGCUCCUCUUGUGGUAACCUGAAUCUAGCACAGAAUGUUUCGUAUGCGUUCAAUAGCUAUUACCAGGUAAGUAAUCAGCUCGACAGUGCGUGUAAGUUCCCGGGUCUCUCUAUAGUCAGUACUAGGGAUCCUUCUGUUGGGAGUUGCAAAUUCAAGAUAAUGAUCAAGUCAGAAGAUGCUAGUGAAGCAAGUGCCAUGAUGCCUAUAACACGAUCAACGGCAGUGCUGCUACUUCUCUCCAUCUGUCUGUAUAUUGUUCUGUGAAUACUGAAGAAAAUUUGAUGGGUUUGAUUAUUUCUUUUUUUCCUUUUUUCUUUUGCAAAACUUUUGGUGUUUAUGGAGAAACAGAAACUACAGUGAGAUUUAUGUAUUACUUGGUUUGAUCUCUUAUUUCUCGAGAGCAGUUUGGUGUUCACUGUCUCUCUUAUACCUCUCUUGUUAGUAAUCAGAAAAUGAUAAAAAUCUCA